AUGGCCACGAACUGCGACUUCAUCGAGCAGCCAGUGAAGCAGCAGCCGUUGGCCAAUGCAGCAGUCAUGGGCGUCCAGGAGGACAAGGUGCAGGAGCCCAAGGAGCUGCCGGAUGAGCCGGCGAAGCAGCCAGACAACCAUCCAUACCAGCAAUUCGCUGGCGAGGAUAGCUUUGAAUGCGCCUUCGAGUCGACCAUGGACGAUCUGGAGCAGGGUGUUCUGGAUGGCUACGAAUCGGACUCGGAGGCGAGUGCCAACGACCAGAUCACCGAUUCCGCCUCCUCCGGCAGCCUGGGCCAAGUGGCCCAGCAGCAGCUGCGGGAGGAGCGAUUGAGGGGCUUGCCGGGUCCACUUCAUGGCCAGCACAUCGAUUCCGAGAUGCUCAAGUGCCUGCCGCGAUCGAACUCCUUCGACUUCCACAGCAGCAGUGGCAGCAGCUCGGAUGACGAGGACGAUCCGGAUGACGACGACGAUGAAGUUCACCACAGCCUGGGGCUCAGCCUCAGCGGGAAGUUUGUCAAGGUCGAUCUCUAUUCGGGUCACCAAAGACCCGGCUAUCUGCUACCUCCCUACAUCGAACGACGCCGAUUGUCGCAGUGCAAGGAGGAGGAUGACGAGGAUGAGGGCGACAGGACCCAGCUGGGCGGAGGCUCCUCCUCCACGGGAGAGUCAACCAAAUCCGAAAAAGCUUCAAAGGCGCCACCCAGACCACCCACGCCGCAGGAUGAGGCCUCCAAGGAGAAGUUCAAGGAUCUGGAGCGGCUGCGGCAGCAGUUUAUGCACAAGAUCGAUAGGAUCAAUACGCGAAAUAUCGAGGAGAGUGAGGCACCGCCGCCACCACCUCCUCCGCCGCCUCCCAUACCAGCCACGAUUCUACCAAAGGCGCUGAAGGCGCUACUGCACACCCAGGAACCAGUGGCGCCUCCUUCCCGUUCUUUUCCAGUUGGUCCACCAAGUCCUGCACCCACUUCCAGCGAUAUUGUGGCAAAGGAAACGCUGGUUCCUGUAACACCAGAGCCCGUUUCCCCUCUGCCGCUGCCCACGGAGCCGCCGCUGAUCAUCAAGGGCAAGUUUAAGGUCUCACUCGCCCAGGAGACACCCGAACUGCGAGUCGAGGCCCAGAAGCUGAGCAAACUGAAGGCCAGCUCGAAUGCCCACACCAUAAGCUUUCCCUCCAGCUUCGGAGGCUACUCCUCGGUGCAGGGACUGUUCUCCCAGCGAUAUGGCUCCAAUCGUUUUCCCAUCGCCGCUCCCCACCUGUCCAAGCAGUUCUUCGAGCCAUCGCUGGUGGAGAUUCGCACGCCGGCCCAGAGCAACGUGGCGCUGAAUACGACUGGGCUGGCCAACAGCAAUCACCAAAGCCUCACUUGUGAUACAAAUAGUUUAGCCAGCAAGCCGCGCACGCCCAGCGAACGGGAGCUGGACGAGAUCUGGAUACGGCGGCAGGACGGUGGAUUGAGUGGCAGUACUGCUCCAGGCGCACCGGGUGCUCCACUUCCUCUGCUCCAGCAGCAGCAGCAGCAAAGAGCCGUCUCCCUGGGUGAGGCGUCCACCAUGCCCCGUUUGCUGAGGAGCGAGAGCAGUGCCUCCACCACCAGUCCAUCCCGCCAGCUGACCAACUCGGGAUCCGUCUCCGUUUCCGUGUCCGAUGAUGAGCAGGAUGGCAGCCUCAGAGAAGUCGGCCGGUUGCCAGGAUCCCGACCCUCCAGCGCCCCCGCAGAGCCAAAUGCCAAGGCGGCCAAGAAGGCCUACAAGAAGAUGGAAAAGGAGCAGCGUCGCCAGGAGAAGGAGCAGUCGCGACGGGAAAAGGAAGCCCGCAAGCUGGAGCGCGAGACGGCGAGAAGGAUCGAACGCGAGGCGGCCAAGCUGGAGAAGAUCAACAGGCACAGCGAGAAGAUCUCACGCAGCACGGAGCGGAUGGCCAUGGCGGGUGUGGGAUCGCGGUCCGGUUCGCUGGAGCGGAGGCGAAGCGGCGAGGACUCGCCCGUGCUCAAUCAGUCGACGGUGCACGGCAUAGCGUCACCCAACCGAAGGCCCACGAUAUUCGACGUGUUCCGCCCGCGAGCGAAAUCCGAUGCGAAGCGGCAGAAGGAGAAGCACCUGCUGGAUCCCUCCUCCGCCGAUAGCAGCGCCACCAGCAGCACCUACUCCGUUUCCGGCGGCACAGGCCCGGCCACGGGCUCGGCAGGAGCCGGAGCAGCAGCAGCAGGACCGGGCGCCGCGGGAGGAGCCGGUGGCCUUAUGAACUCCAUGAAGGUGGCCAUGCAGAACUUCAGCCAUCGCCAGCAUCCCGCCGUGACGAUAACGAGCGCCGACGGCACGCAAUCAACGGCAAAGAGCAAGUACAAAGAUGGCAGUGCCCAUCCGCAUCAAGGCAGCGACGCGCAGUAUUACCACACGGUGACGGCGGUGCGUCCAAACUCUUCCCAGCGGUCGCCGAUGACCAAGGUCAUGGAUCUGUUCCGGCAUCGAUCCAGCUCGGUUGUCAGCGAAGCCGACAAACGCAAAGCGCGCGCGGCGGCGCAUCAGCAACAGUUGGCUGUGCAAAGUGCUCACAUGCGUCGUGCCUCCGCGGAUUUGGAAAAACGUCGUGCAUCAGUUGGCGCCGCCGGUCGAGGACUGCGAGGGGAUGGUACUUUGGAUCCACACCAUGCAGCCAUCCUCUUUAGAGACUCACGAGGGUUGCCUGUCGCUGAUCCGUUCCUAGAGAAAGUAAAUCUAUCAGACCUGGAGGAGGACGACUCACAGAUCUUCGUGAAGUUCUUUCGUUUUCACAAGUGCUAUGAUCUGAUACCCACCUCCGCCAAGUUGGUUGUCUUCGACACCCAGCUCCUUGUAAAGAAGGCCUUCUACGCCCUGGUCUACAACGGUGUGCGAGCGGCACCACUCUGGGAUUCGGAGAAGCAACAGUUCGUGGGCAUGCUAACCAUCACGGACUUUAUCAAGAUCCUGCAAAUGUAUUACAAAUCGCCAAAUGCGUCCAUGGAGCAGCUGGAAGAGCACAAACUGGACACGUGGCGAAGCGUGCUGCACAACCAGGUGAUGCCGUUGGUCAGCAUUGGACCGGAUGCGUCCCUCUACGAUGCCAUCAAAAUUCUCAUCCACAGCCGCAUACAUCGCCUGCCCGUCAUCGAUCCGGCGACCGGCAAUGUCCUUUACAUUCUGACACAUAAACGCAUACUUAGGUUCCUCUUCCUAUACAUUAACGAAUUACCAAAGCCCGCGUACAUGCAAAAGAGUUUGCGCGAACUGAAGAUUGGCACCUAUAACAACAUCGAGACCGCCGACGAGACGACGAGCAUCAUCACGGCCCUCAAGAAAUUUGUGGAGCGACGAGUCUCAGCCCUGCCCCUGGUGGAUUCCGAUGGUCGCCUCGUUGACAUUUACGCAAAGUUUGAUGUGAUUAAUCUCGCCGCCGAGAAAACCUACAACGAUCUCGAUGUUUCACUGCGCAAGGCCAACGAGCACCGGAACGAGUGGUUCGAGGGCGUGCAGAAGUGCAAUCUGGACGAGUCGCUGUACACGAUCAUGGAGCGAAUCGUCCGCGCCGAAGUACAUCGACUGGUGGUGGUCGACGAGAACCGCAAAGUGAUCGGCAUCAUCUCGCUGUCCGAUAUCCUGCUCUACCUCGUCCUGCGACCAAGCGGAGAAGGCGUCGGUGGCUCGGAGAGCUCAUUGCGUGCGUCCGAUCCCGUUCUGCUGCGCAAAGUGGCUGAGGUGGAAAUACCAGCGACAGCCGCAGCGUCGACGACAACAACCCCGCCUCGCAGUCCAUCGGCCGGAUCCGGCAAUCGCAGCCUGAUCGAGGACAUACCCGAAGAGGAGCCGACGCCGGCGAGGAGCGACGAUGCCGACAGUGAUAACAACAAGUCCGCCAGUGAGGAUAAAGCCAACAACAACCAGCACGACCAGACGACGACGGCUGCGACAGCUAAUGGUGAUAGCAACAACAGCCCCGUAGAAGUGUCCUUUGCCGAUGAGGCGCAGGAAGAAGAAGCUGCCGACCAGGUCGAGCGCAGCAAUUGUGAUGAUGAUGACCAGCCAGCGCUAGCGGAGAUUGAGCGCAAGAAGGCAUCGAUGGACGACGACGAGGACGAUGGGCUGAGCAGCGCCGUGUCCGCUGCCUCCGCUUUGGGCCAGUCACUGACGCCCGCGGCGCGAGAAAUGGCGUUGGUUAGUGAAUAAACCUAAACCUACACCUUAACACUUAAUUUAAACUUAUGCUAAAGAGAUACAGCUGUUACAGAUACAAAAGAAAAAAAACAAUUGCUAAACAAUAACUAUGAACCCCAAAACAACAUUAAUGAUAAAGCAGAGAACAUUAUAUUUGAAUAUUAAUAUUUGUUAAGGAUAUUAAUGGGUAAAUGGAGGUUAUAUGAAUAGUAAUGAAAAGCUUAAUAUCUCAUAUUAAUAUCCGCGGACAUAGCAACUUUGAUUGGAGUAGAAAUCUUUUUGGAUUGAGACGUCAACGGCGUGGGUCUCUUCACAUAGCUCUGGGCUUGACCCUGUUCCAUAUUGAGGAUUUCCAUGUAUAUGGAUUUAAGCGAUCAUGGACAUCUCAUGUUGCAUAUUGAAGAAAUUUCCGGUUGUGUGGAUAAGCUUCUUUCUAAAGGUAAUGCGGGUAUUCGCGGCCAAAAUAGAUACUACGAAGGAAUAAUAUCUGAUAUAAAGUGAUUAUAUUGUUCAGCUAUGAUUCUUAUAUUGUCAGCUAAAAAUCAUUACCUAUUUUAAUAUGUUUUAAGAAAACCCAUUCUACAGUCAGAGUUUCCUACUUCUGCCAAAUCAAAGGUAGUUCCUAAAAUCAAAGGGUACUAUGUUGUGCAGAUAGAGCAGAGGGAUACUAACGUUCCUGAAGUUGCCUUAGCUGGUGAUGUUACAGUCACAACACAACCAUUAACGAUCAUUACAGCCGGAUGCAAUUUUUCUUAAUGAAGUAUCGAUAAAGUGGCAAACGUUGUAUAGGAAUGUAGUCAAUAUUCCAACUAAGGUGAAGGGGCAAAUUCAACCUCGGAUUUGUCCUGUCCAACAGUGCAUGGGAUCUCGUAUGAGCAAUCAAGGUGCGACAUUGUACACAGAUACCAACUUCCCAAUCAAGACAAUUCGCACAUGUUCGAAAGCCUUGGGUUAAAGAAUGCCUAUAGAAAUAUAAUUCUUUCCUAGGAUAUUCUUUCACUGGUCAUCGGGAGGAGCAUGGUAAAAAGAGCUGAAGAUAUCCAAGACGAAAAUGUUCGGCAUGGGUCCUGCCUAUUGCAUGUGAGUAUGUAUGGGCUGCCAGGACCUGUGGAUUGACCAACGGUGUAUGCAAGGCUUGUUGAGUUUCGCCUUCUGGAUAUAAGAGAUAUUCUUAAAUAUUCAGAAGAAUCAAGGGAAUAGAAGCUGUACAAUAAGACCUUAAGAAUUGGAUUAGAGAAAACAUGGCGAUACUCCCGAUGUUUCAACAGCAAUUAUCCACAAAACUGAAAAUUUUUCGAAUAUUAGCACCAUGGCCAUAUUUCGAAAUUCCACAAACAUGAAUAUCUUCAAGAGGGAACGGGGUCGAGCCCGGUUUAAAGUUUUAAAGUUUUUGAAUACACUUGGUAAUGAAGAGUUCAAAAAAAAAGAUAUGUCAAGAGUUGUUAGCUGUCUAAUAAAAUGAUUACUAGAUUAAACAAUGAGAAAUUUGGAUAUUGAAUUAAUAAUGGUAAAAGGCUUAAUAUAAUGAUAGGAUAUAUAAAUUUAUAAUGUAUAAAAAAUCAUAAACUUAGAAAACUAGAAAGUUACACCAAAGUAAUGAAUGUAUAGAAUACCUAAUGCAAAGAAAGUAAGCAUGAAGGCACAAAGCGGAAAUGAAGAUGUAAAAUAGGGGUUUCUUGAAACUAAGAAUCUAAAUUUUAUUGAAAUUGUUCGUUUGCUUAUUCUAAUAUAUAUUUAUAUAUUAUUACAAUUAUGAUAUUUUAUGUAUUUUACAACAAGCAAUUAAAAGCAAAGAAAAAAACAAAAGCUGUUAACAAGGUGUUGAUAUAUACACAAAUGAAACGAAAAUAAAAAAACAAAUUACA
This is a messenger RNA of Drosophila sechellia, 6038 nucleotides long. It is a transcript of the gene SNF4Agamma, whose product is annotated as SNF4/AMP-activated protein kinase gamma subunit. The coding region runs from base 1 to 4185 and encodes 1394 amino acids. Gene Ontology annotation, molecular function: AMP binding; protein kinase binding; protein kinase regulator activity. NCBI's taxonomy places the organism in Eukaryota, Metazoa, Arthropoda, Insecta, Diptera, Drosophilidae. The transcript has 11 exons. Gene Ontology annotation, biological process: protein phosphorylation; regulation of catalytic activity. Gene Ontology annotation, cellular component: cytoplasm; nucleus; nucleotide-activated protein kinase complex. The record is from RefSeq and is a predicted model, not a curated record.